Molecule: messenger RNA, 2054 nt
Organism: Oryza brachyantha (malo sina)
Lineage: Eukaryota; Viridiplantae; Streptophyta; Magnoliopsida; Poales; Poaceae
Product: 65-kDa microtubule-associated protein 8
Exons: 11
Coding region: 90-1850 (586 amino acids)
Biological process (GO): microtubule cytoskeleton organization
Cellular component (GO): cytoplasm; spindle
Molecular function (GO): microtubule binding
Source: RefSeq, a predicted model, not a curated record
CUCUGCGCCCCAAUGCAUUCCCUAACCAAGUAGUGCAUCCAACUAAAUUGCUCCCAGCAAUCUUUGCCUUGGGAUUUUCAGAGGACUGGAUGGGAUCACUCAGGAUGACUGGAAAAGCUUCCUGUGCAGCACUGCCAGAGUCCUCAUGUGCCUACCUGCUUCAAGAACUGAAGAUGAUAUGGGAUGAAGUUGGGCAGGAAGAAAAUGAAAGAGAGAGAAUACUUCAAGAGCUGGAGCAGGAAUGCCAGGAAGUUUAUAGAAGAAAAGUAAAUAGUGCAAAUAUGUCCCGGAUUCAACUGCAUCAAGCAUUGGCUGAAUCUGAGGCAGAAUUUACAAACCUACUUCUUUCUCUUGGAGAAAGAUCAUUCCCAGGCCGACCUGAGAAAAUGGCGGGUACUCUAAAGGAGCAGCUGAAUUCCAUCACACCAGCCCUGCAGGAAAUGCAGAUGAGAAAAGAAGCCAGACUGAAGCAGUUCAUAGAGGUUCAAACUGAGAUACAAAGAAUUGCCUCUGAAAUAGCAGGACGCCCUGAGGAUGAAGCCAUCACAGUGAAUCAAGAAGAUCUGUCACUAAAGAAACUUGAGGAGCACCAAAAUGAGCUGCAAAGGCUUAAAAGGGAAAAGAGUGAUCGCCUGUGCAAAGUUGAAGAGUACAAAGUUCUCAUUCACAACUACACAAAGAUUAUGGGGAUGGAUCCCUCAAAAAUCCUCUCUAAUGUUCACACAAGCUUGUUAGAUGGAGCAAAUGAGCAACAAACAAAAAACAUCAGCGAUGACAUUCUUAACAAGCUCAACACCAUGGUCCAGCAGCUUAAAGAAGAGAAGAAUCAGAGAAUGGAAAAGCUCCAUAGCCUUGGGAAAGCAUUGACAAAAUUAUGGAGUAUUCUGGAUACUACCAUGGAGGAGCGCAGGCCAUAUGGUGAAAUAAAGAUAUAUGCAAUGACUUCAGGAAGCAGUAUGCUAGGUCCUGGAAGCCUCACACUUGAGACAAUUCAGCAGAUCGAAUCUGAAGUUCAGCGACUAGAUCAUCUAAAGGCAAGCAAAAUGAAAGAGCUAUUCAUGAUAAAGCAAACUGAGGUAAAGGAAAUUUGCAAGAAAUCGCACAUGGAUAUGCCUUACCAGACAGAGAUGCACAAAAUAAUGGAUGUGAUAAUGUCAGGAGAUGUGGACCAUGAUGACCUAGUGAAGACAAUGGAUGAAUACAUCUCCAAAGUAAAAGAGGAGGCCACGAGUCGUAAAGAAAUAAUGGACAAGGUUGAAAAAUGGAUGGCUUCAUGUGAUGAAGAGCGAUGGCUAGAAGAAUACAGCAGGGAUGAGCGAAGGUAUUCAAUAAGCAGAGGAGCCCAUAAGCAUUUGAAGCGUGCAGAACGUGCUAGAAUUAUCGUUAAUAAAAUCCCAGGUCUGGUAGAACUCUUAAUGGCAAAGACAGAGAUUUGGGAACAAGAGAGGAAAAAGGUCUUCUACUAUGACGAGCUUCCCCUAUUGGCCAUGCUGAAAGACUACAUGCUAACACUGAAAGAAAAGGAAGAAGAAAAAUACAGGCAAUGGAAGAAUAAAAAGGUACAGACUCAACUUGCAAGGAGGCAUGAGAAUUCAUUUAUAUCAAGACCCAACACAAGCUGCAGUCGUCCAUCAAGCAGAGGCUUCAAUACCAGCCCUGGCUCUAGUUCUAUUUGGAGCAGCAGACUUUCCACCAUGGCUAAACAACCUACUACUGCAGAUAACUCAGCUGAAAAGGAUGUGUAUAUAAGAAAAGUUAGGAACAGAAGUAUGCACCGUGCACUCGGAAAUAACAGAAGCAUCUCAAUCUCUUACGAAGAUAAACACCAAACCUCUCUGCAAUCAAACUAGGUGUUUCACCUAUUUGAUUUUCUUUCAGUUAGUAUUUGGUCAUUUAGAUGUCUACAGUAAGUUAUGUCUGAUAUGUGAAGAUCACACUGUUUGAAGCUAAAAGGAUGAAUAGCAGUAGAUAAUGUGUGCAUCAAUACCCUAACUGUGUAAUUAUUGCCUUUUCAUCCAUAAUCUUUACUCUUUUAGCUAUUUUUUUACUGGUUC